Molecule: messenger RNA, 1209 nt
Organism: Episyrphus balteatus (marmalade hoverfly)
Lineage: Eukaryota; Metazoa; Arthropoda; Insecta; Diptera; Syrphidae
Exons: 3
Coding region: 234-893 (219 amino acids)
Source: RefSeq, a predicted model, not a curated record
UAUAAACCCAGACUUGCUAGCCGCAGCGAUCAGUUUGUCAAAGAUCAUCGUUCUGUUUGGGAUUACCUGUCUCUUUGAAUCUCUUGGAUAUAUUAAACUCUUGCUAAUCAAAAGGAUAAACAAAAGUCGUAUAAUCGUGAAGUGUCUCUUGAGUUUUGUGCUCUAGUUUUUUUUUGUUGGAUUGUGUCUUUUUAUUUGUUCUCAGAAAAAAAAAGCGAAAGUCAUUUCAGAAAAUGUCGGUGCUACGGACAAUGGUGUUGCUGGCGAUCGGUGCAACGGUGGCUUUAGCCCAACGUCGACUCGCUCUACCUGAUCCUCGAAGCUGUGCUAAUCGAGUACGUCAUGCAACAUAUCGUGAUGCUCGAGGCGUUGCACAUUCCUACUUCUUCAGUUGGGAACAUGCACCAACUAGAAGUCUCGAGGUAGAUUGGCUGGAUGCACGAAACAUUUGCCGUCGCCAUUGUAUGGAUGCUGUAUCCUUGGAAACCCCUCAAGAGAAUGAAUUCAUCAAGCAACGCAUUGCUCGUGGCAAUGUCCGAUACAUUUGGACCUCAGGACGCAAGUGUAAUUUCGCUGGCUGUGAUCGUCCCGAUUUGCAACCUCCAAAUGAAAACGGAUGGUUCUGGUCUGGUUCUGGAGCAAAGAUUGGUCCAACAAGUCAAAGAAACACUGGUGACUGGUCCCAAACGGGAGGAUACAAUCAACCUCAACCAGAUAACCGAGAAGCUGCCCAAGGUAACGAUGAGUCGUGCUUGUCAAUUUUGAAUAAUUUCUACAAUGACGGACUCAAGUGGCACGAUGUUGCUUGUCAUCAUUUGAAGCCAUUUGUCUGUGAAGAUUCCGAGGAGCUGUUGAACUUUGUUCGUUCACGCAAUCCAGGAGUUCGUCUUUAAAUUUAAUGUUUGAAAGUUAAAGUUCGGCUUGAGAAGAGAAGAGUUAAUUUAUUUUUAUGUCAAACACCUGUGUGCAUAUUUUUUUAAAACGUUGUGCAACUUCAUACAUAUAAAAUAAAAUAUGGGUGCAGUAUUGUGCGAAAGUAUAUAGAUUGGGUGGAUGAAUCGCGAGGCAAUUUAUAUUAUAUAUAAAUUUGUAAUUUUUUUUUUUUCGUUUUUGUUUUUGUCAUUUUAAAUUAAACAAUAAAAAUUUUGUAAGAAAAAUCAGAUUUUAUUUCUAAGAAUUUAUAAAAAAAAAAAAAAACUAAAAUUACCA